CCGCGCGCAGGCGCUGCCCUCUGAACUGGAACGGAAAACAACUUCCGGUUGGAGUCCCUCCGCAGGGCGCCGGCGACCCGAGGCGUGAGAGACCGGCGCGGAAGCCCUGACCUACCUGUCAUUUACUCCAUCAUUUAUAGUGAUGCUACAGGACAGAGAGGAAUGGAUAAAAACAUUGGCGAGCAACUCAAUAAAGCUUAUGAAGCCUUUCGACAGGCAUGCAUGGAUAGAGAUUCAGCAGUAAAAGAACUACAGCAAAAGCAGACUGAGAACUAUGAGCAGAGAAUACGUGAGCAACAGGAACAGCUGUCACUUCAACAAACUAUUAUUGACAAGCUAAAAUCACAGUUACUUCUUGUGAAUUCCAGUCAAGAUAACAGUUAUGGCUGUGUUCCCCUGCUUGAAGACAGUGAAGCAAGGAAGAAUAAUUUGACUCUUGAUCAGCCACAUGAUAACGUAAAGUCACGAAUACCAAAAGAAAAAGAAUCAAAGGCAGGAAGACAAGAGGUUUCUUCUCCAAGAAAAGAAACUUCACCAAGGAGUCUUGGCAUUCCUUUAUUCCAUGAAAGAGGUUAUAUAGAGAAGACUUUCCGGGAUCUGAAAGAAGAAUUUCAUAGAAUAUGCAUGCUAGCCAAAGCACAAAAAGACCACUUAAGCAAACUUAAUGUACCAGCCACUGUAACUGAGACACAGUGCUCUGUGCCUAUACAGUGUACGGAUAAAACAGAUAAACAAGAAGUGCUAUUUAAGCCUCAGGCAAAAGAUGAUAUAAAUAGAGGUGCACCAUGCAUCACAUCUGUCGCACCAAGAGGACUGGGCCAAGAUGAGGAAGACACCUCUUUUGAAUCACUUUCUAAAUUCAAUGUCAAGUUUCCACCUACGGACAGUGACUCUACUUUCUUACAUAGCACUCCAGAAAGACCCAGUGUCCUUGUUCCUGCCUCAUGUGAGGCUAUGUGCCAGGAUAAAUGUAAUAUGAAGCCCAGAGACAACCCGGGAAACUUUGUCAAAACAGAAGAAACUUUAUUUGAAAUUCAGGGAAUUGACCCCAUAGCUUCAGCUAUACAAAACCUUAAAACAACUGACAAAACAAAACCCUCAAAUCUUGUAAAUACUUGUAUCAGGACAACUCUGGAUAGAGCUCCGUGUUUGCCACCUGGAGACCAUAAUGCAUUAUAUGUAAAUACAUUCCCACUUCAGGACCCAUCUGAUGCACCUUUUCCUUCACUCGAUUCCCCAGGAAAAGCUAUCCGAGGACCGCAGCAGCCCGUUUGGAAGCCCUUUCCUAAUCAAGACAGUGACUUAUCGGUACUAAGUGGCACAGGCUCAGAACUGCAUAUACCUCGAGUGAGGAAGAGUUCCUCUCACACAGUUGACAUCUACUAGCCUGCUGACAACCAAAGGAAAUCGUGGCCCAGAAAGUGACUCGAAGUGGAUCACUGACUCUUCUCCAGUCCACCCUUUUGACACCUCCACCACUUUUAGUAAGCGGGGAACUCUUGUUUUCUAUUGGGUUCCAGUGCUACCCCAACUCCGGCUUCCGAGGGACAGAGGCCCUCUCGGGCCAAGGGACAGGCAGCCUGGAGAACAGGCUCCGGGCCCGCACUGCAGAGGUGGUGCUGGCUGCAGCUCGAAAAGUGGAGUUGGGCACCCGCCGGGUCUCCCCUCUGUCUCUUAGUUCCGAGUCGUGUAGGGGCUGCAUCUUGGCAUCUGCUACGCGUGGCCGGGUAAGAACAGUUCCCAGGUAAAAAAGCUUCACACGCGAAACGCUGAGUCUGAAAAAACCACCCCCGCCGAGGCGAGGCAGUUGUGAGCGGGAUGCCUGAGAAGUGGGAGGUGAAUGUCCUCGGGAGGGCCCCCCCGGUGCAGCUUUCCCCGGAGGCUGAGGCUGCUGCCAGCGGGGACAUCUGCUUUCUUACUCUCCAGGCUGGCUCACCCCGCCCCCUCAGCCCCGGGUUGCGUGGUUAUUUUACCAACACGGGGGGAGGGAGAGCUCGAGGAGGUAGAGAAGGGGUGGAUGGAAGCUCGGGAGAUGUUCUUCCCACUCCCCCACGUCCCCUCCUUUCUUCUUCACAUCUUUUAACCUUCAAAGUAAAGACUUUAUAAAUAUGAAACGAUAAGCGUGUCCGCUGGCUCCCAGGCCCGCCUUCUGCUCGCGGGGCUCUCGGGUGCGGGGCCUUGCCCUCCUCUCCAGCCUCCCCGGAGGCGGCCCGGGUUUCGGCGGUUCCGCCGGGCGCAGGGGCAGGCCGGGUGCGCUCAGCCGGUGGCGCCUUCUCUCCCGGGCUGCUGCCUCGACAGCUGCUUGUAGCUACAGUAAUUAGACUGUCAGUGCUUGUUAGAGGAGAGAGGGGGAAACACGCUUAUGACAGCAGAUUCCGAGACUCCCCAGUUUGUUAAUUUCUAAGAGAUCUUUAAAGCAUUAAUUGAGGUCUCCCUAACUCUCCACCCCCCCGUCCCUCUCCUCUCCCCAACUCCUCCCUUCCCAAAAAUAUCUUUAGGGGAAGAGAAUUCUCUCCGCGUGGAAGCAGUGUUUCCCGCAAAACUGCAAGCCCGCCCCCGACUCACGCACACGCACACUAUUUUAUAUAUACAUCUAUAUGCACACAUGUAUACGCAGAAGGUUAACUCGGCAGAGGCCUCGUCCAAAUAGGAACCAGGAUUGCAUUUAAAAUAAUAAAUAAAUAAAUAAAUAAAUAAAUAAAUAAAUAAACUAGGACGGAAAGGGGGGGAGGGAAGCAGAAGUCGGGAAGAAAAGAGAAAAGCAGCAGGCUGAUUACGAGGUGUCAAAACUGCCAGGAGCAAGAAGGUGAUAGCAAUCAGGGGUGAGAAGAGUGCGGCAUUCGUGCGGGGCAACUAAUUAUCCGUCUCAUUUGAGAAGAGCAGCAUUUGAGGCAGCAGCGUUCGCCUGCUGAACGGUGACAGAUUGGCGCGGAGGAGAGGGGAGGUGUUAAAACAAUGGAGCCGGGCGCGCGAGCGCUGCUGCAUGCUAAUCAGCCCUCCCUCCUCCUGCCUGCCGCGCUCCCUCCUUUCUCCCGGCCUCCCUCCUCCGCGCUCCCCCUCCCGCCUGCGGCGCUCCCUCCUUUCCAGCGGGCCCGCCGCCGCCGCCACCCGCUUCCUGCUCCCUCUCU
Molecule: messenger RNA, 3128 nt
Organism: Mesoplodon densirostris (Blainville's beaked whale)
Lineage: Eukaryota; Metazoa; Chordata; Mammalia; Artiodactyla; Ziphiidae
Gene: TANK
Product: TRAF family member associated NFKB activator
Exons: 9
Coding region: 163-1386 (407 amino acids)
Biological process (GO): canonical NF-kappaB signal transduction
Source: RefSeq, a predicted model, not a curated record